Molecule: messenger RNA, 842 nt
Organism: Phragmites australis (common reed)
Lineage: Eukaryota; Viridiplantae; Streptophyta; Magnoliopsida; Poales; Poaceae
Exons: 2
Coding region: 162-842 (226 amino acids)
Source: RefSeq, a predicted model, not a curated record
UUUCCCAUACAAGCUUUUCUAGGAUCAUCCCCCCGGCCGAAUCUCUAAAGAGGGGUCUCUCGGGAUCCCUGCGACAGGAGUUCACUCUCCGACAGCUGGCGCGCCAGGUAGGGGGGAAUAUCCCUAGAUUGUUUGUUUCCCUUUUUUCUCCACAGGAAAAGAUGGCCGGUGGGCACCGUCUCCAGCGUUCCGGCUCCACUUCCAGUAACGGAACGCCGCCCCACGACCAAGAGGUUUUUCCCGCCCAAGGGGAUCAGGGCGCUGGCCCCAUCAGCGCCGCCGCUGCCGGCGUACUCUCCGACCCCCAGCAGAUGGUCGGGGCCCCGGCCGCUAGGUUCGCCUCUGGAUCACGUCGAGCGCCGCCCCGGCGCAGGCUCGCUUUUAGUGAGGCCAGCCCAGGGAGCGCCUUGCUUGCAGCGCAAGCCCUCCUCAGGCACCCUCCCAUUCGGGCCACGCCAAACACUCCGGAAGGCCGGUGGAUGCAAGAUAUCGCCGCUUUGGCGAUUGGCAUCCUCCUGGCUCUCCUCCUGACGCUCCUCGCCACGGCGGUCAUCGGAGAAGGCGACGUCGUUGCCAGCAGCGCAGGCAGGGCCAACACCACCGACACGGAACCGCCCGGCGGGAGGCUCAACGUGUGGGCCAGGAAGUGGUGGCGGUUCCCGGCGACAGAGGGCCUGGUCUGGGGCAGUGCGAAGAGGGUGCCCAACUCGUCGGACCCUCUCCACACCGCUGAUGUGUCGAUACGUGUCAUUCGUGCAUGCCUUCGUGGUGUUUCUGGUGUUACUUCUGAUGCAUUUUUUGGCUGCAGAAUGUGGCAUCGUGUUAAGGCUCGAGAGAAUUGA